Messenger RNA from Dufourea novaeangliae, 529 nucleotides. It is a transcript of the gene RpL27, whose product is annotated as 60S ribosomal protein L27. Bases 93 to 497 code for a protein of 134 amino acids. Gene Ontology annotation, molecular function: structural constituent of ribosome. Gene Ontology annotation, biological process: translation. The transcript has 4 exons. NCBI's taxonomy places the organism in Eukaryota, Metazoa, Arthropoda, Insecta, Hymenoptera, Halictidae. The record is from RefSeq and is a predicted model, not a curated record. Gene Ontology annotation, cellular component: ribosome; cytosolic large ribosomal subunit.
GGUGUGUAGCGCUUGUCAUCGAAGAAAGUAAUCCAAAAACAUCGGAAAAUUAGAGGAUAUUCGAUCUUUUUAUAUGCCCACAUACUUCCAAGAUGGUGAAGAUUAUGAAAACGGGGAAAGUCGUAUUGGUCCUCAGUGGACGAUAUGCAGGAAGAAAAGCCAUUGUAAUACGUAAUUAUGAUGAUGGUACUACAGACAAACAAUAUGGACAUGCAUUGGUUGCAGGAAUUGACCGAUAUCCACGUAAAGUACACAAAAGGAUGGGCAAAGCAAAACUUCACAAACGUUCUAAAAUCAAGCCAUUCGUGAAGAUUUUAAAUUACAAUCAUUUGAUGCCAACAAGAUACACAGUAGACUUACCUUGGGAUAAAACAACCACUAAAGAUCUUAAAGACCCAAUGAAACACAAGAAGAUUCGAUUCCAGACCCGUGUUAAGUUUGAAGAAAAGUAUAAAGCGGGCAAGAACAAAUGGUUCUUCCAAAAACUACGGUUCUAAUUAAUUUUAAAUAAACAUAAAAUAUACAAAUA